Adineta steineri is the source of this 1158-nucleotide messenger RNA. Lineage: Eukaryota; Metazoa; Rotifera; Eurotatoria; Adinetida; Adinetidae. The record is from the annotation of a GenBank genome assembly.
AUGUUGCUCCAUCCUGAUGGUGAUGGUUCAUUAAAAAAACUGGGAUACUACGACCAAGGGAAACCUGAAGCAGCAUCAGGUGUCUCUCUUUUUUGUGAUGCUUCGGAUGGGAUACGGUGUGGUUAUAUAAGAGGUACUGGCGUAUCACAAUUAAAAAUAACUCGUCCUGUGGCCCUCAUGAAUAUGUUUAUCGCUAGUACAGGAUGUAAAUUUUCAUCAAUGUUGCAGCAUUUUCAUGAAUCUAAAGAGCAAGAUGGGGUGUAUGGUAGAAUUUUCUUUACAUGGUGCCGAAGUAUCGAUGAAUUGCCAAUUGAAAGAGCGACAAGCUUUACAAAUGUUCCAUCAUAUUGUCAUUUUGCAUAUGCUGUGGCAACAUUGUUUAAUUACAAUUUUGAAUUUCGUCAUUUACGUCAUAAAUCUGAUUGUACAGAUGUGAAUAUAGAAAAUUUUGAAGUUGAACAACGUUUAUUAGAUGAAUUACAAAAACAAGGUAUUACCAAACCUGCUACAUAUAAUAUUUCUAUCAAUGAAGGUGAUCUUUAUGAUAAUAUUACGACAUGUAAUUCAGUUGAAAAUAUCGAUAAUGAUAUUUCACCAUUCAAAUUAUUCGAUGUAUUGGUGCGUGACUGGUGGAAAGGUUCAAACACUUCGGAACAUCAUUUACAAUCCAUGCAUCGAAAAGUGAUAGAAAUGUUGUCUAAAUGCAUUUGGUCGAUGAAGAUAAUUCGUAUAAUUUUCCAGUUGAUGAGUAAAGAUUUAAAAAACAUCGAUCAACGACAAGGCGAUCAAUUAACAACUAAUUUUAAUUCAAUUAAUGACAAAUUUCAAACUUCUAUUCAGUCAUUAGUGAAAGAAUUUGUUUCAACCAAAUGUCAACAUGUACAACAAAAUCAAUAUAUUCUUACGUCUACCAUCUAUGACAUUGAUGUAGGAUAUCAUUGGUAUUUAAGAAAAAUGUUAAUACUUGAUACACUUCUUACAUUGAAACAAUUAAAUGAAGUUGUUAAUUCAAGAAUUGGAAACGUUGUCUCUCACAACAAGUAUGUUGUUUUCUACUUACCAGAGCAAAUGAAAAAAUUUGAAGAUUUGAGUUCACAUGAUUUUUUUUUUCGUUUAUUUUCAAAUAAUGUUAUGGUAUGUGCUGGUAGCAUCAGAUGA